Messenger RNA from Paramisgurnus dabryanus, 2725 nucleotides. It is a transcript of the gene coq8aa, whose product is annotated as coenzyme Q8A, genome duplicate a. Lineage: Eukaryota; Metazoa; Chordata; Actinopteri; Cypriniformes; Cobitidae. Gene Ontology annotation, biological process: ubiquinone biosynthetic process. The record is from RefSeq and is a predicted model, not a curated record.
AUGGCAUUGGCAAGCGACAUGUUGUUGCUUAUGAGGGGUCUGGCCAAGCUAAGCCAGGCCAUGAUCGAGACCCAGGGCAGCUCGCUGCGUUUCGGAGGAGUCCAGACUAUGGGCCAGAGCAUGCAGAUGACGGCUGAACAGGCCAUGAGCGUGGCCAUGCAGAAAGUUCAGGAGUUCUCAGGCAAACAACAAAGUGUCUCCGAUUUUGCCGCAGACACGGACACCAAGUAUGACUUCACCUCUUCAGAGGAGAACCUUGAAAGUGCAGGACAUGAAGGUUUGGACAGUGAUUCAGUUUUUAGGGACUCUAACACAGGUGCAGCAAACGCAUAUAGCCAAGCUCCAGGAAAGUCCAAACUGUUUGAAGGCUACAAAGACCCUACCAGCCAGUUCACGGGCCAAACGCGGUCAUAUCACCAGGAUCACUCCUCUGUUGGAGGAAUCACGGCUGAGGAUAUAGAGAAAGCCAGGGAGGCGAAACGAAACAGCUCCAAACCACACAAACAAAUGCUCAGUGAAAGAGCGAGAGAGCGGAAGGUACCGGUCACACGGCUGGGCAGACUAGCAAAUUUUGGAGGGCUUGCUGUGGGUUUGGGUAUUGGAGCUUUGGCUGAAGUGGCAAAGAAAACCCUCAGAUCAGAAGAGAAGAAUGGUGAUAAGAAGGCAGUUUUGGACCAAAGCCCCUUCCUGUCCGAGGCCAAUGCAGAGCGUAUCGUCAGGACGCUGUGUAAAGUGCGUGGGGCGGCCCUUAAACUCGGUCAAAUGCUCAGUAUCCAGGAUGAUGCAUUCAUCAACCCACAGCUCGCCAAGAUUUUCGAACGUGUCCGUCAGAGCGCAGACUUCAUGCCGAUCAAACAGAUGAUGAAAGCCCUGAACAAUGACCUGGGCCCGAACUGGAGGGAUAAAUUGGACAUGUUUGAAGAAAGACCCUUUGCUGCUGCAUCCAUCGGACAGGUCCAUCUGGCCAGGAUGAAAGAUGGUCGAGAGGUUGCCAUGAAAAUCCAGUAUCCUGGAGUGGCACAGAGCAUCAACAGUGAUGUAAAUAACCUGAUGACUGUACUAAGCAUGAGCAAUGCACUUCCUGAAGGUUUGUUCCCAGAGCAUUUGAUGGAUGUGAUGCGUCGUGAGCUGACGUUGGAGUGCGAUUACAUUAGAGAAGCCAAGUGUGCUCGGAAAUUCAAGGAGCUUUUAAAAGAUCACCCAUUCUUCUACGUGCCAGAGGUAAUCGACGAACUCAGCAGCCAGCACGUCCUCACCACCGAGCUGGUGCCGGGAUUCCCUCUGGACCAGGCCGAGAAUCUCUCACAAGAUCUGAAAAACGAGAUUUGCAGGAACAUCUUGAUCCUGUGUCUAAGGGAGCUUUUUGAGUUCAGAUACAUGCAGACCGACCCCAAUUGGUCCAACUUCUUCUACGAUCCACAAACUCACCGGGUGGCUUUGCUGGACUUUGGGGCAACGAGAGGUUUUGACGAGAGUUUUACAGACCUUUAUAUAGAGAUCAUCAAGGCAGGAGUAGAUGCAGAUCGAGAAAGUGUGCUGAAACGAUCCAUAGACAUGAAGUUCUUGACUGGCUACGAGUCCAAGUCAAUGGAGAACGCUCAUGUGGACGCAGUGAUGAUCCUGGGCGAGGCCUUCUCAUCCGAGGAGCCGUUCGACUUUGGGACUCAGAGCACCACUGAGCGGAUCCACAACCUCAUCCCUGUCAUGCUCAAACAGCGACUUGUCCCCCCGCCCGAAGAAACUUAUUCACUGCACCGCAAAAUGGGCGGGUCAUUCCUCAUAUGUUCCCGCCUCGGUGCUAAAUUGAGCUGCAAGGACAUGUUCAAUGAGGCUUAUAGCAAUUACUGGAGCAAGCGUGGGAAAGGACCAAGCAAAUGAUGGACAGUAUUUCCAGCCAAUCAGAGUUCAGGGUUUGGCAUAGCGGAAGCACAAUGCCAAUUACGAAUGUUGACGAAUGGCACUCUUGACUGAUCGAACUUUACCAUCAUACACAUUUGUUUUUUUUGUUUUGUUUUGUUUAUUGAGUGUUUUUUGGAAAUGAUAUCCAUGGAUAAUGGUCGUGUAAUGAAAAGAUUGCUAUUCCAAUGGAUAUUUCGAUGUGCCUGUCCUAUAACCAAGAAAGUUGGUUACUCAUCAGGCUUUGGGAUUGUAAACUGUUGGCUGUAGAACUUUGAACAUUUAAUAAACAAGCCAACGGUUUUUCCAGGUUUCUGGACUACUUCGCAUACAAGGACCGUUAACUUUGAUGCAUAUAUUGUUUAAGAAAGCAUUACGUAUUUUCUUUCAUGGUUUUGUUUGACUCGUGAAUGUCACGCACAAAGUAGACUCUUGUUAAGGCCAAAGUAAGGCGAUUGAUAGUUCUUGUAUUUCCUUAAGAUAAAUCCAUCUGUCUAGAUUGGCUACUUUAUUUUCGGUUUUCUCUGAUGUACAUCAUUGGGCUUGACUAUUUUGGUCUAUGAAAACAUCAAGCCUGUUUUGAUAUAAUGCAUUUUAAGAUGUUAAAAUAUUAUUGAAGAUGGGAUGGGGUGUCACUUCUGUAAAUGAAUUUAAAUGUGCCUAAAAGAAUCAAAGCAAGAAAAAGAAGAAAGCAUUGUUUAGUGUAAGAAUGACUUCAUAUCAUGUUUGGGAGCUUUUUUCUAACCGUCUUGCUAUUGGCAUUCUUACUAAAAAAUUGUGAUAAAAUUGUGAUAAUGAUCUGAAAAUAUUAAAUGUUUUUGAAUCAAAA